Messenger RNA from Parastagonospora nodorum SN15, 1185 nucleotides. RefSeq lists its product as hypothetical. NCBI's taxonomy places the organism in Eukaryota, Fungi, Ascomycota, Dothideomycetes, Pleosporales, Phaeosphaeriaceae. The transcript has 4 exons. The record is from RefSeq and is a predicted model, not a curated record. Gene Ontology annotation, molecular function: mRNA binding. The coding region runs from base 1 to 1185 and encodes 394 amino acids. Gene Ontology annotation, cellular component: cytoplasm; ribonucleoprotein complex; nucleus.
AUGUCGAAAACAAAGGACCACGCGCCCAAGGCGGACAAGGCCGAGAAGAAGCGCAAGCGACAGGAAGAAGGCGAGGAUGCGCCUAAGAAGUCCAAGAAGUCGAGAAAAUCCGAUGCCGACCAAGAUGCGCCCGCCGCCGAUGCGCCGGUAAUUGAGGAGCCCAAGCUCGACAAGAAGGCCGAGAAGGAAGAGAAGAAGAAGCGCAAGAAGGAGCGCAAGGAGAAGGAGGCCGCAGCCGCUGGUAAGGCAAAGGAAAAAGACGCCGUGAAGGAAUCCGCAGACUUCGUCCCACUCGAUGAAGACGUCUCAAUGCCUGAUGCGAGCGACGACAAGAAGAAGUCCAAGAAGGAGAAGAAGGAAAAGAAAGAAAAGAAGGACAAGAAAGACAAGAAGGAAAAGAAGUCGAAGAAAUCUGAGGCCAACCCCGAGGCAGACAGCCCCGAAGAGCAGGAUGCUGUCGCUGAGGAAGAGACGCCAGCCACCAACGGCGCAGAGACGGAAGCGAAGCUUUCCAAGGAGGAGAAGAAGAAGGCGAAGAAGGAAAAGAAGGAGAAGAAAGAGAAGAAGAAGUCCAAGAAGGAGGACGAUAGCACCGCAGAGGCGGAGACCAAUGGCGAUGCACCUGUAGAGGAGGAAGGCGCUGAGGCUGGCGCUCAAGAGGAUGGCGAAGAAGCUGCUGAGCCAGGCAAGAAGGGCCGCUUCAUCGUGUUUGUUGGCAACCUUCCCUACUCCGCAACCAAAGAAUCCAUCUCCGAGCAUUUCGCCAAGCUACACCCAACCGACAUCCGCCUGCGCACAUACAAGGGCACUGAGAAGUUCAUGGGCACCUGCUUCGUGGAAUUCGACCGCUUUGACCUGCAUGGAAACCUGCUUGAAGAAGAUGGCAAGAAGAAGGAAGGCCGCAAGAUCAACGUUGAAUUGAGCGCUGGCGGUGGCGGCAACAGCGAAGGCCGCAAGUCCAAAAUCGUAGCCAAGAACGAUAAGCUGCACGACGAGCGCGCCCGCGACCGCGAAAAGCGCGCCGAGCUCGAAAUGAAGCAGAGCGAGCGCAAGGAGAAGAAGGAAGCCAAGGGGAAGAAGGGCGAGGAUGUCGCUGAGCCAGAGCCUGACAAUGGCGGCAUACAUCCUGCGCGUUUGGCCAUGAUGGCUGCGCCCGCGCGUCCGGCGCAUUACCAGCGAUACUAG